Drosophila kikkawai is the source of this 490-nucleotide messenger RNA. RefSeq names its product translocase of inner membrane 9 (gene Tim9a). NCBI's taxonomy places the organism in Eukaryota, Metazoa, Arthropoda, Insecta, Diptera, Drosophilidae. The record is from RefSeq and is a predicted model, not a curated record.
GCGGUCAUACUGCCAGCUGUCCCUAUUAUUUAAUAUAGGCACAUUAAUUUUGGCACAUUUCAUUUUUGGAGAAACUUCAAUAAAAUAUCGAAACACAAAAUGGCCAAGAGCCCGGAAUCAAUUGCACUGGAGCAGCUUGACAAGGAUCAGAUGAAGACGUUCUCCGACUUCCUGAUGUCCUACAAUAAGCUGUCCGAGAUGUGCUUCACAGACUGCGUGCGAGACUUUUCCUCACGGGUCGUGAAGGAAUCGGAGGACAAGUGCUCGCUUAACUGCAUGGAGAAGUACCUGAAGAUGAACCAGCGCGUCUCGCAGCGCUUCCAGGAGUUCCAGGUGAUCGCCAACGAGAAUGCCCUGGCCAUGGCCCAAAAGACUGGCAAACUUUAGAUGGUUUUUAAAUUCUAGCCUAACUAGUUUAGAAUGUUGAGAGAUGAUGCAUUUUUGCUGCAUUUGUCAAAAUAGCUGAGUAAAGGACGAUUUGAAGAUGUUA